Cygnus atratus (black swan) is the source of this 1428-nucleotide messenger RNA. RefSeq names its product cell adhesion molecule 3 (gene CADM3). Bases 1 to 1428 code for a protein of 475 amino acids. Gene Ontology annotation, cellular component: presynaptic membrane. Gene Ontology annotation, biological process: homophilic cell-cell adhesion. The transcript is spliced from 12 exons. NCBI's taxonomy places the organism in Eukaryota, Metazoa, Chordata, Aves, Anseriformes, Anatidae. The record is from RefSeq and is a predicted model, not a curated record.
AUGCCGCCCUCAGCGCUCUCCUCCUGCAGCUCCUCCUCGCUCCUCCUCGGCGCCGCCAAGGGGAACCUCUCCUCGGGACGAGCAAGUUUGGAACCCCAAACAGCACACCGGGCUCGGGGUGCCCAAGGCAGCAUGCCCACGACGUCGGAUGAGACGGUGGUGGCCGGCGGCACGGUGGUGCUCAAGUGCCAGGUGGAGGACCCCGACGACUCCUCGCUGCAGUGGUCCAACCCUGCCCAGCAGACUCUCUACUUCGGGGAGAAACGAGCCCUGCGGGACAACAGGAUCCAGCUGGAGAGGUCCACGCCGAAUGAGCUGACCAUCAGCAUCAGCGACGUGGUGCUGUCGGACGAGGGGGAGUACACCUGCUCCAUCUUCACCAUGCCCGUGCGGACCGCCAAGGCUCUUGUCACCGUGCUGGGAAUCCCCCAGAAACCCCAAAUCUUCGGCCACGAGCAGCCCAUUGAUGAGGAGAAGAUAGCCCGGCUGACCUGCCGCUCCUCUGGCAGCAAGCCCGCCGCCCAGCUGCGGUGGAAGAAGGGCAACAAGGAGCUGAAGGCCGAGGGCACGGAGGUGGUGGAGGACCCCAACGGGAAGACCUUCACCGUCAGCAGUCGGGUGGAGUUCCGCGUCACCAAGGAGGACAACGACGCCGAGGUGACCUGCACGGUGGACCACGAGUCCCUGCAGAACUCCGAGAGGUCGACCACGCAGAAGCUGCAGGUCCACUACAAACCGACGGCGAAGAUCGAGCCGCACCCCCUGUACCCGCGGGAAGGCGAGAAGCUCCAGCUGCAGUGCGACGGGCAGGGCAACCCUGUCCCCCAGGAGUUCCUGUGGGAGAAGGAGGGCAGCGACGCGCCGCUGCAGCUCAGCUCCGACAGCAUCCUCAUCUUCCCCUUCCUCAACAAGAGCGACAGCGGCACCUACGUCUGCACGGCCACCAGCUCCAUGGGCAGCGUCGUGGCCAAAUACAACCUGGAUGUCAGCGAUCUUCCCCAGCUCCCCACCCCACACGUUCACUCCACUCCAGCCCCUCCGCCGGGCCCUUCCCAGCCCAUCUCUCAUGCUUCUUCCAUGGCCACCGCCUCAUCCUUCACUCCAGCUCCCGUCCAAGACGCCAGCCCGGUGCCGUCGACCUCCAGCACGUACCACGCGGUCAUCGGCGGAGUGGUGGCCGUCAUCGUCUUCCUCCUGCUCAGCCUCCUCAUCGUUUUGGGACACUACCUGAUCAGGCACAAAGGUGUAUGCGUAAGGCACGGGGAGACGGUCACAUCCAGCCGGCGGCAAAGCCCAGCAGAGGUGAUGUGUACCUACCUGACCCACGAGGCCAAGGGCUCCGAUGACGCCCCGGACGCCGACACAGCCAUCAUCAACGCAGAGGGCGGCCAAGCCGGCGGCGACGACAAGAAGGAGUAUUUCAUUUAG